AAAAUUAAAAAAAAAGGUCUUAAAUGUCACAAGUUUAUCAAGCAUAAUGUUUACUCAAAUAUCGAUUUCAACAACACACGCUUUUGAUUAGAAAUCCAAGCAAUAAGGACCACAGUAUUAAGUUAAACAGUUAGGAGAAGGACUUGUGAUCGCGGGAUCUGUGGAUCUGGGAAGAUCGAUCAUGGAGUACAAUCGCCAACCGUGUCCCAUCCGGAUUGUGGAGGAUUGCGGAUGCGCCUUCAUGAUGGGCACAAUUGGAGGUUCGCUGUUCGAGUUCAUCAAGGGUUUCCGGAAUGCUCCAAUCGGAUUGCAACGCGGUCUGUACGGCGGCUUCGAUUCGGUGAAGAUGCGGACUCCGUCCAUCGCAGGUAGUUUUGCCGUUUGGGGUGCCACCUUCAGUUCGGUGGACUGCGUCCUGGUCUCCUAUCGCCAGCGGGAGGAUCCCUGGAACUCGAUUUUCAGUGGAGCAGCUACUGGCGGAAUUUUGGCAGCACGAAAUGGCGUAAGGGCCAUGGUCAAUAGUGCUUUUGUGGGCUGUCUGGUUUUGGCCAUGAUCGAAGGAGCCGGUGCAGCUGUGGCCACCAUCAAUGCAGCCGACGGAGGUGGAAAGGUAACCAUCAGUGAGAAUUAUCCAAAGCAUGCCCAGUGGGAGGAUUCUCUAGUGCCUGUGAAUUCGGAAAAGUCAGAAGAGUCCCAUGAUUUUGCAAUUGCAGAAUUCGAAAGUAUAUUGGACAAAUGUCGCGCUUACAGGGAUCGUACUGUACUGCUGGAACUUCCUUCGAGUGCAAUAGUUGGUCAGAAAAGGAAACCCGUGGAGAAACCAUUACAUUCGCUGCUGGAUCUCAUCAAACUAGCCGAGAUUAUCUGACAUCGGCAAAGAGCUUUCAGUGUUUUAUUCUGUUCUUCGUUUUCGUGGUCUCUUGUCCAAAUUAUUUGCAUGUGUUCAUUUUCACUACUGAUUUGUUGAUUGAACGAAUAUAAUACAAGAAAGAAGAAAAUAGUGUCCCGUACAAAAAACUCUCGUCUAUAAAUUUCUAAAUAUAAUAGCAUAUUUUUGGGAAAA
This is a messenger RNA of Drosophila ficusphila, 1063 nucleotides long. It is a transcript of the gene Tim17a1, whose product is annotated as probable mitochondrial import inner membrane translocase subunit Tim17 3. The transcript has a single exon. Gene Ontology annotation, molecular function: transmembrane protein transporter activity. Bases 182 to 868 code for a protein of 228 amino acids. Gene Ontology annotation, biological process: protein import into mitochondrial matrix. Lineage: Eukaryota; Metazoa; Arthropoda; Insecta; Diptera; Drosophilidae. Gene Ontology annotation, cellular component: mitochondrial inner membrane; TIM23 mitochondrial import inner membrane translocase complex. The record is from RefSeq and is a predicted model, not a curated record.